GCGGAGUCCGCUGAUGUCACAGGAAGCGCUCAUGUUUCCUGUUGAUGAUCACAGCCACUCACUGUGGGCAGUAGCGCUUUCUGCAGCGGCUCCUGGACGGGCAGCGAUCUGACAUUGAGCUGCCGGUAAUUUGAGAAGAGCUGACUUCUAUGACAGAUCUCAGAUAUGGGAAAAUAUCAUCUUGUAAUUCAUAUGUUACUUGCUAUUGUAACAAGCACUCAUACAAUGUAUGACCAGAAGGAAGAGCCUCCAGAAAUAGUGGAGCCACCUUUUCAAGCAGUUGGUGUUACAAGGAACAAGAUUAUGACAGCACAGUUUGAGUGCUAUCAGAAAAUAAUGCAGGAGCCAACACAAACAAAGGAAGGUCUCUUUUGUAAUAGGACAUGGGAUGGUUGGUUGUGUUGGGGUGAUGCGGCAGCAGGAGAUAUUUCUGAGCAGCACUGCCCAGAUUAUUUUCAGGACUUUGAUCCCUCAGAGAAAGUUACAAAGCAUUGUGGUUCAAAUGGAUACUGGUUCAGGCAUCCAGACAGUAAUAGAACAUGGACAAAUUAUACACAGUGUAAUGCCUUCACGAUUGAACGAGUAAAGACAGCCCUAAAUUUGUUCUACCUGACUAUUAUUGGACAUGGAUUGUCGAUUGCAUCACUUCUGAUAUCUUUAGGAAUUUUCUUUUACUUUAAAAAUUUAAGCUGCCAGAGAAUUACACUUCACAAGAAUCUCUUUUUGUCCUUCGUCUGCAAUUCAGUUGUCACUAUUAUUUCAUUAACAGCUGUGGCAAACAACCAACCUUUGGUGGCUACGAACCCAGUCAGCUGUAAAAUAUCACAGUUCAUCCACUUUUAUCUGAUGGGAUGCAAUUAUUUUUGGAUGCUUUGUGAAGGAAUAUAUUUACAUACUCUUAUAGUAGUUGCUGUAUUUGCAGAAAAACAGCACUUGAUAUGGUACUACUUACUUGGAUGGGGUUUUCCACUGAUUCCUGCCUGUAUACAUGCUGUUGCAAGAACUUUGUAUUAUAAUGACAACUGCUGGAUUAGUUCUGACACACAUUUACUCUAUAUCAUUCACGGACCUAUUUGUGCUGCAUUGUUGGUAAACCUCUUUUUCCUGCUGAACAUUGUACGUGUUCUGAUAACAAAAUUGAAAGUUACACAUCAAGCUGAAUCCAAUCUCUACAUGAAAGCUGUGAGGGCAACUCUCAUCCUUGUGCCCCUUCUCGGAAUCCAGUUUGUAUUGCUGCCAUGGAGACCAGGCGGACGAAUAGCAGAAGAAGUGUUUGACUAUAUUAUGCAUAUUCUCAUGAAUUAUCAGGGACUGCUGGUUGCAACAAUAUUCUGUUUCUUUAAUGGAGAGGUGCAAGCUGUUCUAAAAAGGCACUGGAAUCAGUACAGAAUUCAGUUUGGGAAUAGCUUUGCACAUUCUGAAGGUCUCCGAUCUGCUUCAUAUACUAUAUCUUCAAUCAGUGAGGCCCAAGGUACCACCUAUACCCACGACAGUGAGCAUUCAAAUGGAAAAAACUACCAUGAUAUGGAAAAUAUUUCUUAUAAACCAGAAAAACAUUACAUGUGAACUGCGUACUAAAUAACUUCUGCUAAAAAGUAUUAAUGUUUAUGACUGCUUCAUUUAUUACUGUUUAUGACAGCUGUCAAUACCAUAUCUACUUUAAACAUAUUAUGAGUGUCUCAAUAUAUAUAUUUAUAUAUAUACUUUUUAUGCAAAGUAUAUUUCCUAUAAGCUGCAUUAAAGUUUGCUAGCACUUGUGUUACACUUAUUUGUGAAUAACAACUUAUGACAUGAUUUAUUUUUUCUUUAAAAGUAAAAUAUUGAAUUUGUUACAUGCCAGUUGAAAAAGGUAUAUUGUCUGUUUUCAUUACACUGACAUGUUCAUCAUAAUUCUGUAUUUUGAAGCUUAAACAUUUCAGCUAAUAUCUGUCACAUUUUGAUAUCUUGUCUGCACAUUUAUACUAUGAAAGCUCUUAUGAAGGAAAGUGAAAGGUGUGCUGUUUGUUUAGUCAAAAACUAUACCAGAACCAAACCAGUACUUUUAGAGCUAAAUAAUAAAAUUAAAAAAAAUUUCCUCAA
Bufo bufo (common toad) is the source of this 2079-nucleotide messenger RNA. It is a transcript of the gene CALCRL, whose product is annotated as calcitonin receptor like receptor. Gene Ontology annotation, molecular function: calcitonin gene-related peptide receptor activity; calcitonin receptor activity; adrenomedullin receptor activity. NCBI's taxonomy places the organism in Eukaryota, Metazoa, Chordata, Amphibia, Anura, Bufonidae. Gene Ontology annotation, cellular component: plasma membrane. The record is from RefSeq and is a predicted model, not a curated record. Gene Ontology annotation, biological process: angiogenesis; adenylate cyclase-activating G protein-coupled receptor signaling pathway; cell surface receptor signaling pathway. The transcript is spliced from 13 exons. Bases 166 to 1566 code for a protein of 466 amino acids.